Moneuplotes crassus is the source of this 719-nucleotide messenger RNA. Lineage: Eukaryota; Ciliophora; Spirotrichea; Euplotida; Euplotidae. The record is from the annotation of a GenBank genome assembly.
AUGGCCUUCCAGUCUUAUUCCUAUGUGUUCAAGUACAUUAUAGUCGGUGAUUCCGCAGUUGGCAAAAGCUGCCUCUUGCUCCAGUUUACUGACAAGAGAUUCAAGAGUACUCACGACCUCACUAUUGGAGUAGAGUUUGGUUCAAGAACUGUUGAAGUUGGUGAUAAGUCAGUAAAAUUACAAAUUUGGGACACUGCAGGUCAAGAAUCCUUCAGAUCAAUCACCAGAAGUUAUUACAGAGGAUCAAUAGGAGCUUUGCUGGUUUAUGACAUCACUCAACGGCAAUCCUUCGAGAAUUUACAAAAAUGGAUGGAAGAAAUGAAAGAAAAUGCGCAUUCAAGAAUGACAAUUAUUUUGGUCGGCAACAAGACAGAUCUCGAAUCUGAGAGGCAGGUUUCUUAUGAAGAAGGGCAAGCCUUUGCUAAGGACAAUGGGCUAGUGUUUUUCGAAACUUCAGCAAAGUGUGCAUAUAAUGUUGAUAAAGCCUUUCUGUCAGUCACCAAAGACAUUUAUUUCAACCUUGAGAGAGGAGAGUAUGAUAUCCAUAAAGAGAGUAUUGGAAUCAAGCCUGGGAAUACUAUACCAACAAGUAUUUCAACUGGUUUGAGUAAUGGGAAGACUAAGAAGAAGAAAAAGAAUUGCUGCUAAUCCUUCUCGAGCGCAAUAAUUUAUCAAUUUGAGGGAGUUAUUCCUUUGUUUCUUUAAUAAAUAUUGAACUA